AAUUCCUUCUUUUUCAGUUUGAGUGACUGUAGAUCUGAGAAGCAUUAUUUGGGUUUAUCCUUGAGCAGAAAAAUCCUUUUUUUUUCCUACAGGUUUAAUUAAUUUUUAGUUUGACAUUUAAGAUUUUUAACGAAUUUGGGAAGUGGGUCUUUUUUAGAUUCUUCAGGUUAUGCUUAUGUGAAAAGGUAUUCGGAUUCCCUGCAAAUGCCUAUUGAUUUAAUGCCUCUCGUCUCCUCUUAAAAUCUCCACCCCUCUGCAUUUUCUCUCGGGGUUCUCUGUCCCCUGUUCUCUCUGUUCUUCUGUUGUAUCAACAACUUUGGCAUAAUACAUGGCUUCCCCUGUUUGAAUGCACGGGAGGUUGAAGAAGAGAGGAACAAAGUAGAAAGAGCUAGAGAGAGAGAGAGAGUUGCCCACAAAUUGCGAAGUUGGUUUAUUCCCAUCGCUAUGCUCUGUAGUUAGAAAUGAUGAAGUGGGGGAUGGAAAUUUUUUCUCCACAGUCCUAUUUUACAAACUCAAAUUGGUUUAUUCAAGAGAGCAAGAGCACCGGAUGGACCCACGAAGAGAACAAGAUGUUUGAGAAUGCCCUCGCAGUAUAUGAUAAGGACACCCCUGAUCGAUGGUAUAAAGUUGCUGAGAUGAUCCCAGGGAAGACUGUGGGGGACGUGGUGAAGCAGUACAGGGAAUUGGAAGAGGAUGUCUGCGAGAUUGAAGCUGGUCGGAUACCGAUUCCUGGUUAUCGUACCUCUUCUUUCACAUUGGAGUGGGUGAAUGAUAGUGGUUUUAAUGGGUUAAAACAAGACUAUGGUCCUGGUGGGAGAAGGUCUUCUUCAGGUCGUCCUGAUCAGGAAAGGAAGAAGGGAGUCCCAUGGACAGAAGAAGAGCAUAGGUUGUUCCUCAUGGGUCUGAAAAAGUAUGGCAAAGGGGACUGGAGAAAUAUUUCCCGGAAUUUUGUAGUCUCAAGGACCCCAACUCAAGUGGCUAGCCAUGCUCAGAAGUACUUUAUAAGACAGGUUUCAGGAGGGAAAGAUAAGAGAAGAUCCAGUAUACAUGACAUCACAACUGUUAAUAUCACAGACACUAGACCACCUUCACCAGAAAGCAGACAUUCAUCCACAGAUCAGACUAGUGUGCGUCCUCAACAGCACAAUGUGGCUAGCACCACCCCCAAAACACUAUUUGAUUGGAACCAACCCAGCAAUGGAGCAGGAGGCAUGGUUUUCAACCCAACGCAUGGUAACAUGUUCAUGCAUACUCCUUAUGGGAUGACACCUUAUGGGCUUAAGCUACAGGGGCAAAAUCUACACAGAGAGUCUCUUAGUGGAUCUCACAACAUGGUGUUUCAGAUGCAGUCCUCACGACUCCAGCCUCAUGGAUAGGGAAGAAUUGUUUUUGGUGUUCUUAAAGGAAGUGUCAAAUGUCAUUUGGUUUAGGAGUGUUCUAUGUUUCUCUUGUGGUUUUAUGUGAAUAUUGGGACUCAAAGUAGUAGUUCAUAGUAAGUGAUCUUCAGUAAAUAGGAUUUCUAUUGUGCAUCUAUUUGAAAUUCUAAACUUUGGAAUUGAAGAGAAGAUUCCAAAACUUGGGUUCAGUUUG
This is a messenger RNA of Telopea speciosissima, 1590 nucleotides long. RefSeq names its product transcription factor DIVARICATA-like. The transcript has 2 exons. NCBI's taxonomy places the organism in Eukaryota, Viridiplantae, Streptophyta, Magnoliopsida, Proteales, Proteaceae. Gene Ontology annotation, molecular function: DNA binding. The coding region runs from base 462 to 1376 and encodes 304 amino acids. The record is from RefSeq and is a predicted model, not a curated record.